Molecule: messenger RNA, 2003 nt
Organism: Perkinsus marinus ATCC 50983
Lineage: Eukaryota; Perkinsozoa; Perkinsida; Perkinsidae
Product: Guanine nucleotide-binding protein subunit beta, putative
Exons: 4
Coding region: 6-2003 (665 amino acids)
Biological process (GO): tRNA methylation
Cellular component (GO): cytoplasm
Molecular function (GO): protein binding
Source: RefSeq, a predicted model, not a curated record
CCAGUAUGACAAGAGAAGGGCCACUCGAAACAGUUGCUUAUCACGGCCCGAUCUUGGCCGUAGAGAACUUACGAGAUCCCCUUCGAAUGACCAUUGCGGUGGGCAUGGGUCCUUAUAUGCAUUUCACCAAUGGGGAGCAAUCAGAUAUUAUCUUAACCGAAAAACUCUUCCAUCACGAGCAUAUUCACGGCUUGAGGCUUUGCCCUGAUGACACUCUGUUAGUCUGGGCAACAACUCUAUUGGUAUCGGGCAAGGUCACUCGAGAUGUUUCAGGCUCCGUAAUUGGUUUUAUCAAAACCGCACAAGUUGACUGUGAAGACUGGGUCCUCUGCGCGUUAGCGUUGGGUGACCACAUCUGUGCAUCGACAAUGCACAAUGAAAUGCUUGUCAUCGACACUACUACUGCUACCAUCAUUGAGAGACUACAGGCACCCUCCCGAGCAAUACUUUACAGUAGCUGGAUCGAGUGUCUUGGCUCUUCCAAGGCCGACAUUGUGGUGGUUGGUGGUAGUGUUCGAUGGACCUGUCCUGUCUGGCGACCGUUCCACACUGCUGAGUUCCGAGAGAUGGAGGUCCAUCAGGGGUCAGUCUUCAGCGUGAGGGUAUAUGAUGAUGAGCAGUCGGGGCCGUUGGUAUUGAGUUCCUCCGAUGAUCGCAAUGCUACUUUAUGGCGGCUGAACGACGGCUCUGUUAUUGGUACCUAUUCGGGUCACGGUGGACGGGUAUGGUCAGCACUACUCUGUAGUGAUCGGAUAGUAACAGCAUGCGAGGAUGCGAUUGUUCGACUUUUCGAUAGAAAAAGCGGUAAAUGUCUAAGACAGUUCCACGGGCAUCGUCACGGUGGUCACGGUGUCCGCGCCCUUACUAUCUCUACUUCACAUACCACUCUCUCGGCAAUUUCGGCUGGCGAAGAUGCCUCAGUGAAGGUAUGGGAUAUAUCCCUCUCCAGUACAAGUGAUACCGAGUCCUACGAUAAGAAGUGUAUCACACUACCUCCCACUCACCGUAAGGAUUGGAUACGAUGGCUCGGCUUUCUCAACAACAGCAACAACAGCGCCACGCAAAUCUGCGUCGUUUCCAACUUUGGUAUGGUCUACACGGCCGACAGCAGCGCCAGAGAGUCGGGCCUUAGACUCCGCUAUGUAGUGGAGGACGCCCCUGUAGUUGCCGCAGGGGUCUCCAAAACUCGACUAUGGUUUGGUCUAGUUUCUGGAGGUGUUUCUAUCAUCCGCAAAGACACUUUCGACGAUCUCCAAACCAUCGUUGGAGCCGUCGAGCAGCAAGUCGCUGAAAUAUUCCCCAACACCACGACAGAUGAGGUCGUCAUAGUGAAUCGAAGUGGAGAUGUCACACUUGCAUCUGAAGAAGGAGUGGUAGGACGAUUCCGAAUAUCCGGCAGGAAAACCUGUUGUUGCCUUGUAUCGGGGGGCUUCAUCUUAUUGGGCACUGCUAAUGGCACCGUAUGGGUGGUCCAUAAGGACGGCACUGCUCCCAGCAGCGAGUGCCGAUUAUUCAACAGUAAAGUGAGGUUGAUAGCGAUAGAAGUAAAAGGGCGAGUAAACGAGGCUGAGAAGGAGGUCAUAUGCAGUGGGAAUGAUGGAACUGUCAUAACCUCUUUAUGGAAGGAAACCAAUGACGGACUAAUCACGCUCCAACCUAUCUACACUGUACGAGUAUCAGCCAUUCAGCAUCUACUGGGCGUAAGGAGGCCUUCCCCUACAGCCCCUCGAUUGGCUUGGGGGUUCAGCGCUACGGACUUCCUAGUGUGGGAUGUGGACUCUCUGGUCGAGCGAUGGAAGGUGAACUGUGGUGGGCAGCGUCGGCCUUAUGCUUUGACCUUUCAAGAAGGAAAGGCCAUCUUCGUCUACGCUGAUACGGCAAAAUUGGAGUUCACAGUCGCUCAAGCGUCGGGGGCAUCCUGGAUGACAGAAAGCAGUGAAUUCAAUGGCGACCACGGGCGGACCAUACAUGGAGUGUGCGCAGUGGGAGCCGAUCAGAUGUAG